GAUGAAAUUGCUGUUAUUGGGUAGAAAGUAGGAAAAAAUUAAAAACCUCCUUAUUUGGAAUAGUACAAACAUUAAACAACAGAUUUCCCGAGAUUUUAUUUGCUGGAAGCGCGACUCAUAACAAAGAUCAAACAUGGCAACGUACGGGAGGGGCACCACUCCAAGUGGUCCACCGGCAGGAAGUGUAUAUAAGAGCGUUAGCCAAAACCCGAGCGAAAGCGUCAACGAAGAGAGAUUAACCAAAAAGUCCGUGCAAGUCACACAAAUGUAUGCCGACGACCCCAAAAGUAAGAAAAAGAGCGAAGCCUUGCACUACUACUACCAGGAAACUCUCGCCGAUCUACAGUACCGCUCCCAGAUUAAGGUCAUCGAGCAAGUUGCCGGAGAGGAGGUGGAUAUGACGCCAAAGCCGAUUCCAAAUGAAGCCUACGUAGAGCAGUUCAUAAAGUUCAAUCUUCAAUUUCUUAAUCAGAUGACACAUUUUACCACGAUGAUGUCCCGGACAGCCUCACGCUCCCGCACGCGAUCCAGCAUGAGAGGGGGGAUUGGUAGCGGCAACAAGCAGUCCAUCGACGAUCUGAUGAAUGGAAUCAUGAACGAAACCAUUAAUUUUGACCCGUAUAGUAUAAAGGAAACCCACGCAGAAACCCACGAGGCAAAUCCAUAUACAAAAUCCUUUCUCAAAAUUACACUGCGUAAGUCAGACUUCUUUGAGCUACAGAGCCAGCCCCAGACGACUGUGGCGAAGGGCUCGCCGGAGGGCGACGAAGUUGAGCGGGACAACCGCACCUACGAGUACUUAACUGUUGGCAAGGGAAAGAUUCGCCGGCGGUCGGACAAUGACGCCCAGACGGAUUGCGUGCUGGUUACUUCGCGGGCUGUGAAUACUAUUCUGUUGACCCAGGAAACCGUCGGCUCGUACGUGUCCAAUUUCGAAAUGUAUGACACGUUAAACAACCUGACUAAGCCGACCUUCUCGGUGGGGACGGCGGCUUCGGAUUCGCAGUCGCAGCUCGACGUGGAAGAUGGUGAGAACGUCGAGGAUGAGGAGACUGUCGCCCAAAAUACCAAUAUGGAGAACCAGGUUGGCCGGCUGUUGAAGAGUCCCGAGUUCCGCAACGCGAUAAUGUACAUGGGACGGACACUUUCGAGCAAUACCAACGAAUCCGGCAUGCGACGUUUCCGGAACUUCGAGCUUCCAGACCGCUUCUGUCAGGACGCAGAGUAUGCUUAUUCCAUGCAAUUACUCUUCCGUCUGGUUCCAGAGCCGAGCAAAGACGAGCGCAAGGCCGUCAGUGACAUAGACUUUUGCCGGACCAACGGCGACAUCCUCGCUGUGGGCUACGGCUUGUAUUCCUUCUCCUCGCAACGCGUCCCCGCCUCAGGCAGUGUCUUCGUAUGGAGCAUCAAGAACCCGGGCGAGCCAGAGCGCGCCUACUAUUACGACGUACCGGUGACAGCCAUAAGUUUUUCGCCUUUCCUGCCCUGCUUACUCGCGAUCGGGCUAUAUGACGGGGCAGUCGAGGUGCGGGACGUUAGUAGCCUACAGGACAUGCCUAUAGCUAUUUCGCAGCGAAGCACUUCGCCAGGCUGUUCCCCGGUGGUGGCGAUACGCUGGAUCAAACAGGUGGCUGAGGAAGACGAGGAUGCGGACAUCGACCCAUUCCUUAGCCUUUCGCAGGACGGUUCUGUGACUCGUUUCCGCAUCAUAAAAAGUCCUUUUCUGCUAGGCUUUAACCAGAUGACGCUGGAGCGGGUCGAGGGCCAUCCCGAGGGUAUCUAUGUGGCGCCGUCCUCACGCAUUCCCUGCGAAUCCAAUCGUCACCCCCAAGGCCUAAGCAUUACCACCCAUCCGCUACACAAGGACAUUUACUACGUGCUCACGGACGAGGGAUGUAUCCACAAGUGUUCUAUCAACUACCAGCACCAGUACCUGGAGGUGCUACGCUGCCACGACGGUGGCGUCACUGUAAUGGAAUUCUCGCCUUGGUCGCCGAAGAUCUUCCUUACCUGUGGAAACGACUGGUGCGUACGCAUAUGGAUCGACGGCAUAACGCGCCCUCUGCUCGAACUGCAGGACGAGAUGACACCAGUGCACUGGGCCAAGUGGAGCCCCACUCACUCGACAAUCGUAGUUUCCGUCAAUCGGGAGACCGCUAACAUCUGGGACAUCCGCCGAAAUCUUUUACGGCCUAUGGCUAAGCACAAAAUGGACUCCUCGUUUAAUACUGUGGCCAGGUUCUCCCACUGUGGUCGCUCCUUGGUGAUUGGAAAUGAGAGAGGAAACACGCUUUUCAAUGCCCUCAACGACAUGCCCUUUUCUCCUCACUUCCAGUACGACGAGCUGGAGAAGGCCAUCUACAAGGCCAUAGGUAAUGACCACGAGCUAAUUAUGGAAUUAAAGAGCAUAGGCUUCUUCGGCUAUCCUAACAAGUCGGCUGUGUUUUAGCAAUGCAAUGUUCUUUCAGCUUUUCUUCUCUUACUGACCAAAUAAAAUCCGAAAUUUAAGAACUUU
Molecule: messenger RNA, 2515 nt
Organism: Drosophila ananassae
Lineage: Eukaryota; Metazoa; Arthropoda; Insecta; Diptera; Drosophilidae
Gene: Dic61B
Product: dynein axonemal intermediate chain 4
Exons: 6
Coding region: 134-2449 (771 amino acids)
Biological process (GO): cilium movement
Cellular component (GO): axonemal dynein complex
Molecular function (GO): dynein light chain binding; dynein heavy chain binding
Source: RefSeq, a predicted model, not a curated record